Planococcus citri (citrus mealybug) is the source of this 5348-nucleotide messenger RNA. RefSeq lists its product as uncharacterized. The transcript is spliced from 4 exons. The record is from RefSeq and is a predicted model, not a curated record. The coding region runs from base 334 to 1746 and encodes 470 amino acids. Lineage: Eukaryota; Metazoa; Arthropoda; Insecta; Hemiptera; Pseudococcidae.
CAACAUGGGCCUAAUGAUUAUUUGAAAACGAUCGGCUCUCGUACGCAUACAACGUCUCAACUCGCAGGUCGCAAUCAGCUAUGCUAUCAUUUGUUAGUUCUUUUACCUUAGUGAUAGUUCUGUUUUUCUUUCUCGAAUUAACAAGUUAUUCAAAGUCCAUUCGUUUGUUCAAUUGUUAUAAUCAGUCCACCGUUCGAAAUCAUUCAUCGCGCAUUCAAAGUGAAUAUUUUUCGUGUUGGUUUUUUCGGUUCGCAUGUAUAGUGUGGUUAGGUGUUUAAAAAAACUUUAGAAUCGACUCACAUUUUGUAAAUAAAUAAUCUGUAAAAAAAAAUCAUGUCCGUUUACAAAGAGACAUGUAAUGAUUUAUCGUAUCGAAUCAAUAAUUUGGAAAAGGAGAUAAUAAAACGAGAGCAUUCAAUGUGCGCGACUGAAGCAAAAAUAUUUAACGAAGAUCUUAUAUCCAUUCACGAGACAUUAAUAGAAAAUGAAAACAAAUAUAAAACAACAACUCCCAAUACCUAUUUCUGUACGGACUACUUCGCUUCGGAUAUGCGUGUGAUCCAUUUGAAGACGACAACUCUGAAAAUAAAAUUGGCGAAAAUCAUAUCAUCGUUCGAAUCAAAAUCAUCAGCAGAAGCCCACGUAGGCAAUCAAUCCCAUCCAGCAAAACAGUCCGAAACUGAGAAAAAUGCAGACUUACAAAUCCGAAAACAACGUUUUCUAAUCAAACGAAUCGAAUUGCUGGAAAUACCCGAUGGUAUUUGUGCAAUAAAAUCAGAAGUACUGUACAACCACCUUACUCAACUUUACGACUCGUUUAUCUCAAAUCAAAUCCAGAUCGAAGCAGGCACCGACGACGAUACCACUCUCGAUAAUCAACAAAAAAUUACCACGGAAAUCCAACGAAAAGUAAUCGAUUUUCAAACGAAACUGAGAAAAAUCAUGCAACCGAUCGCAUCAACUUCAUCGACAGAAUCCAACAUCAAUAUCGAUCGUUCAAUUCAGCCAACACCGAUCGACACCAGAGCCAAUUUAGACUCGUUAUUCCAAAAGCGAGAAUCAUUAAUCAAACGAAUGUCUUUGUUGGAAUCUAAAGAUGAUCUUAGCCCACAAAAAGCUGAAGUAAUGUACAAUUAUCUCGAUUCGCUCUACGAAUCCUUCAAUUCAAUCCAAAGUGAAGUCGAAUCACGAGUCAGCGGCCCAAUACUUGAUAGCCAGUUGGAAAUUUCUGAGCAAAUUCAAAACAAGAUAAUCGAACUUAAAGCAAAGUUUAAAACAAUUAUUGCACCGAUUAAACUUUUAUCUUUGUCGACACAAUCCGAGGCAUUACAAUCUGAGCAAAUCAAGUCACCGGAAUUCGAAAGUAGCCUUCGAUCGAUAGAAGUCAAAUUGACUAAUCUUACGCACUUCAUGGAAUCGCGAUCAAGCAGAGAUGAAACUGAGAGUACUAUCAACGACAUCUACACCCAUCUUGAAGAUAAUUCGGAAAUAUCUAAGGAUAUCCAAAAUAAGAUAAUUUCUCUUCAAACUACAUUGAAUGAAUCCAUCGACGCUAACAAACAUCAUGAAAAAAACGCUCUAGAUAAGCUGGAGAAAAUUGUGGAAUUUAACAGAUGUUUCGAUCAAGAUUAUAAAACUAAGAUGUUACCAUCCUUAAGGAAAUCGGAAAAUGAUCUCCAAAGGAUAGAUUCCUUAUUGUCUGAACUGAUCACUUUGUGUGAACGUAUACGGGAUUACACAUGUUGAAUGGACACGACACCAUGGAAAAUAUCAGCAAGAUCUCCGAUGAAAGUAAACCAAAAGCACUGCACUACAAAAGCCCUCUCAAACACAGCGGAUCCGGAAAUUAAAGUACCUAUACCUAUGAUCUGAAUUCAUGCUACAACCGCUAUUCCACUGGAUUUUUGUGCCCUCUAAACAAAUAAAACAUUGUAAUUCACUUCUAAUUUUUAAAAAUAACUACAUAAUAAGUUAGUAUGUUUUGUGAUUAAUUUAUGCAAUCUGUAGUAUCAAAAGUGUGAAUAUUACAUACCUACCUAUAUUAUUAUAAUAUUAUGAAGUAUUCAAAAAUGAAUUCGUUCCCUUUUUGUACACAAAAGUUUACUCUUGUUUCACUCGGCUGAUUAUUAAUUUACUUAUCAUGCUAGCAAAGCUCAGACCUUCAUAAGAUAACGACAAAAAUUUGCAAAAAAAAAUACAAAUUUUGUAAACGAAAAUUAAAUUAGAAAAAAACCGAAAUUAUCAAAUAAAUAUCUACUUAAGAAGGUACUUCGCGUAUAGGCAAACACAGGCAACGUUUCAGAUCGAACUUUGAACGUAGUUUUGAUAGUCAGGAGCACUCAAAUUUUGAAAAUUUUGUAUUUUGGAAAAAAGUACCUAUAGUCAUUGAAUCAAUUCAUAGCCCCAAAAUAUGAUCUAAAUUGACGUUAUAGACAAAAUAAUAUUGCCUUGUUUAUUGUUAAAAAUAGGGGGACUUUUGAAUUUUGAAAAAAAUACCCAUGCAAGCGGGGGGAUUUUUUUUAAAUUUAAUAAUGGUGCCAGGACAUUUUUUUUCAAAUUGAAAAAUAAGUAUACGCAAUACAACUAAAUUUGUGGAUUGAAAUCUAACCUGAAAGGGUGAAGUAAACAGAGUGUGAUUAGUUCAAUUUGUGAUUACAAAGAGAAAAUAUUUCGGCAAUUGACAAUAGCACAAAUUAUACGAAUUAUUGAGCAAUUUCCCGAGGCAAUAGAACGUCCUCUCUUGUACGAUGCAAAAAAUUCAUCCGAAGCAGAGAUGGGGAGAGAGGAAAUUCACAAGCGAGGGAUAAACUAAAUUCUUUAUAUUCAACUUAUCCUCGUGAAAAAGUAUUCCAAAUUGCUUUAUCGACGGAUAUCUUGAAGCAAUUCCUUUCUAACAAGGGCCCACUUUACAACACGAACAACCCUAAAUUGAACUGAAAUUUUGAGUGACUGAAGCAGAUUUGUCGAUUUCUGACGAAUUGCUGAAAAUGGGUGUAAAUCGAAAAAUUAUUAAAAAUCGUCAUGUUUUAAAAUAAAAGCUGCAUAAUUGAGAUACGAGGUGAAGGAAAGAAUUAUCGAAACUUUACCAAAAGAAUGAAGUAUGUACCCUUCAUUGAAUCAAGAUUUACGUACUCGAGUAUUUUUCGUUAUACUCGAUCGUACCUUGGAAUUUUUUAUCGGAAAUUUUGCAUUGAUCGAUUGUGACAUUAAAAUGUUCAAAAAAAGAAAAUGCAGAAUUACCACAGUACGUUGGCUGGUUUUGAAUUUUGAAAAUUAUUACAAAAUGAUGGCAAGAUUAAUAACAAAAAUUCAACAAAAUUAGCUCAACAGCUAAUGACUUGAUGAAUAGGUACUAGGUACCUAUCAAGAAACCAGCAUUCUGCAACACUGCAAGUGCAAACUGGCAAGUGGCAACACCUCCAUACACUGGUGGCUUAAUAAUGCUCGACUUUCGACUUUGAACCAGGUCUAGAAUCUUGAAUCACAGUCAGCUCUGAGCUCAUUUGUCAGUUCUACUCGUAGUUAGCUUUUAUCAGAUGCAGUCUUUUUCAAAUCGACAAGUUAUUUAAAGCUCAUUCGUUAGUGUGUACUGUGUAUUGCUUAUCGUUCGACUGAUUGAAAUUAUCCAUCGUGCAUUUGAUGUGAAUAUUUUUCGUGUAAGUUUUCUCUUUUCCCCAAUGUGAAGCUAGGUUGAAGUGGUGAGGUGAGAUUUAGAAAAUCUUAGUACCAACUUACAUUUUGUAAAUAAAUAACCGUUGAACGUGAAAAAAUUAUGAGUUACAUGUCGUGUUAUGAUUUAUCGGAUCGAAUCGGUGAUUUAGAAAAGCAAAUAUUAGAACGGCAGAACGAAAUGUGCGCGGCUGAAGCAAAAAUAUUUCGCGAAGAUCUAAUGUCCAUUCACGAGACAUUGGUAGAACAUGAAAACAAAUAUAAAACAACUAGCAAUGACUAUACAUCAAAGAUCACAUUAGCUGCGGAUAUGCGCAAGACCCAUUUGAAGACGACAAACCUUAAAAUAACAUUGGCGAAAAUCAUAUCAUCGUUCGAAUCAAAAUCAUCAGCAGAAGCCCAGGUAGGCAAUCAAUUCCAUCCAGCAAAACAGUCCGAAACCGAGAAAAAUGCAGACUUACAAAUCCGAAAACAAUGUUUUUUAAUCGAACGAAUCGAAUCGCUGGAAAUACUCGAUGAUAUUAAUUGCGCAACAAAAGCAGAAGUACUGUACAACCACCUUUGUCAACUUUACGAUUCGUUUAUUUCAAAUCAAAUCCAGAUCGAAGCAGGCACCGACGACGAUACCACUCUCGAUAAUCAAAAAAAAAUUACCACAGAAAUCCAACGAAAAGUAAUCGAUUUUCAAACGAAACUGAAAAAAAUCAUGCAGCCGAUCGCAUCAACUUUAUCGACAGAGUCCAACAUCAAUAUCGAUCGUUCAAUUCAGCCAACACCGAUUGACACCAGCGCCAUAGACUCGUUAUUCCAAAAGCGAGAAUCAUUAUUUAAACGAAUAUCUUUGUUGGAACCUAAAGAUGAUCUUAUAGUCCAGAAAAAGCUGAAGCAAUGUACGAUCAUCUCGAUUCACUCUACGAGUCUUUUAAUUCGAAUCAAACUGAAAUCGAAUCACGAGUCAGCGGCCCAAUACUUGCUAGCCAGUUGGGAAUUUCUGAGCAAAUUCAAAACAAGAUGAUCGAACUUCGAACAAAGUUGAAAAAAAUUUUCGCACCGAUUAAAGUUUCAUCUUCGUUGACACAAUCCGAGACGUUACCAUCUUUAGAGAAAUCGAAAAGUGAUCUCCAAGCGAUAGAACUCAAAUUGUCCGAACUCAUCACUUCGUGUGUAGAUUUACCGAAAUUGCUUUCGGAUGGACGCGACACCAGGGAAAAUAUCAGCAAGAUCUCUAGCUCUCUCAAUGAUUAUUUAAACACAUCUAAGGAUUUUCAAACACAGAUGCGUAAAUUCAUGGACGCUGACAAAAACCGCACUUCUCUUUUAAAUGAUAUCAUGGCGAGAGUAGACGAAUGCAUUGAACUGCAAAAUCAAAAACCCUCACAACCAUCGACGUAUGGGUAUAAUAUUGGUAGUUGGUAGGUCGUAUUGGUAGGUAACUCAUUUAAUUCAAUGAAUAAUUUGCUCACAGGACAAUAUCAAGGUUAAAGUAGGUAUAUACAUAGAUCUGAAUUCAUGCUAUAAUCGCUAUCCCAGUAGAUUUUUGUGCCCCUCUAAAAAAAUUAAAAUAUUGUAAUUCAAUUUUAAUUUUUAAAAAUAGGUAACUAAGUAUAGAUAAUGUUUUAUGAUUUGUAGUAUCAAAAUGUGAUUAUUACGUAUAAUAUAGUGAAGUAUUCAAAAAUUAA